Messenger RNA from Didymella exigua CBS 183.55, 4801 nucleotides. RefSeq lists its product as uncharacterized. The transcript has 4 exons. The coding region runs from base 41 to 4717 and encodes 1558 amino acids. NCBI's taxonomy places the organism in Eukaryota, Fungi, Ascomycota, Dothideomycetes, Pleosporales, Didymellaceae. The record is from RefSeq and is a predicted model, not a curated record.
CUUUCUGUAGAUAACAUUCUUUCUAAGGGGAGCGUCAAGUAUGAACUCUUUGAUUCUUCUGCCUAUAUUUUUCAUACUUCAAAUAUGCCACGCCUUUGUCUCGCCUGAUAUAUACUCCAUUACACAGCCCGCAGGUUCGAGUGCGGAUCCAGGAGAGAACAGUCAACCACUGACCGUACCUUCCCAAUCGAGACAUGCAGCUGGAGCGAACUCCGGGCUGAACAUAUUCCUACCAGACUAUCAAGCAGACCCAAAUUGGCUACCUCUUACACUAUCUCUCAAGACAGUCGGUUUGCAAGUGAAGGUCGUCGAAUCGCUGAACAUUUCUUCCCAAUGCCGGAAUUUGCUUAUCUACACGUCUCCAAGCGUGAGCUACAGCCCAAGCGCUGCGGAUGCUGAAACUUUGACUUCCUUUGUGGCUAGCGGUGGCAGAUUGAUAUUCAUGAACCAGGUUCCCGCCGCUCUUCAAGCUCUUGCAGGUGUAUCUGCAUCUACUGUAGACACGAGCGGUUCGAGAUCUAUUCUGCAGUUGAUGAACACUGAGACGCCCGUACAGGCUCUCCAAGGUUUCGACUUCACAGAGUACUAUGACACGAACAUGCCGUUUUAUGACAAUUACACUGAGAGCGGUCUUGUUAAUGUUGGCUACACGCCUACCAACGGUUCACAAACACUUGGCAAAUUUCUGGUUCGCAACAAUGGUGUGGACAGCGCAGAUACAUCUGCUACAAGUGCAGCAAUUGUAAAGCAUCAGCCUUCAGGUGCGAGCGGCUAUGUGUACAGCUUCGGAAUGGAUCUUGGGUAUCUGUAUAUCCAGGCUCAGAAUGAGGGCGGCGGAUACUCGCCAUGGUACGAUGGACAUUAUUAUCCCGGAUAUGACAUCGGGACACGCGUCAUCAAGAACAUCGUCACUACUAGUCCCAACUUUGUGAGCCUUUGGACGGUUCCAUACAAUAAAGGGCUCGCCUUCACCACUACUUGGGACAUCGACACCUACGUCUCGUAUCCGCACGGUCAGGGUAUGGCCGCCGCCGCACAGGAUAGAGGCGCCGCGGGCAAUUUGAACCUCCAUACCAAGUACAUCACCGAUGCCUAUGAGCGUGCAUACUUUCAGUAUGGCAUUCCAUACAUCUAUCAGAUCACCGGGUUCCGAGUGGCUCCUGACGGGUACCCAUAUAUCGACUUUGGCAGUCACACUGUCAGCCACUCACCGAAUGCAGCAGAGUUUCCCUAUGGCACUCUUCAGGAACAAUUUGUCCAAGGGAGCAAUGCAGGGUACGCGCCGUACAUUCACCAAUGCGGACCCAACCGUGACGGGACACCCAUCAAUGGAGAGGCAUGCACAAAAGGAGGCCCCAGUGGGCUCUCUUUCUAUACAUCGGGUGCUUCUGCAUCAGGAGAGGUCCGCGUGAGUGCCUAUUUGAUUCGACAUAUACUCCAGGAUGCCUUCAAAACCGACUACAAUCUGACUACCUAUCGUCCAGGAAACCUUGCGUGGAGCCAGUAUCAAGCCUCGCACUGCGUGGCAAACGGAAUCAUCGGUGGCUCUUCAUGCGCAGGCAAUUCUCACCUCACUCACCUUCCAUUUCAAGUCACGCAUAACCGCGAGUCGUUCCAGGAGCUCCCAUACUACGAGUUCCCACUCCAAUGGUCUGACGGUGACGGCAACAUGAGCAGUGCCAACUUUCCAGGCUCGGACUUCUCGAAUCAGAUCAUGUAUAUCAAGAAAAUGGCACGGUACGGCGGCCACUAUAACAUAUUGAUUCAUCCUUCGGACGCAGUGUUCGACAAGAUCCAGAUCCAACGCGCACUCCACGAUACAGUGCGUCCUUUUGCCGUCUUCUUCAACCAGACAGGAAUAGCCAACUGGUGGACAAAUCGGGACCGCGCGGUUGUGGACAUCACAGCAGCAGAUAAUUCGUCUGCGACGAUGGCGGUCCGCUUGGAUGGUCCUACAGAAGGGCUUACUCUGCAGGUACCUCGCAACUAUGCCAUACAGUCCGCCACAGGCUCUCUCUCAGUCUGCCAGCAACUUUCGUACGAUGAGACGACAAACGCAGUGGUACUGCGAAAUACGGCAAAGGGGCUCUACACGCUUACUUUCACCGUCGGUUCAAGCAACGCGUCUACCUCCACGUGCCCCGACUUCACGCCAAAACCGGUCGGAGACUCAGAAUGUAUUGCGUGGGACGUUAUGAUCGACGACUUUCUGGAGCUCUACUUUGGCGACAAUAACGUCAAUCUGCUUUUGUUGCAAACAGUUGCAACUGGACUAUCGUCGAACAACGUAGAUGGUACUUUGCAGCUCACCGCAACUACAAACAGUGGCGUCAACUCGUACUACACAGAGAUCUCUCGAUUCUGCUUUCACGCUACGCUUUACACACAUUUAUACUUUGACAUGGUCGCUCCUCCAGGAACCACUUUUUACGUGCAACUUGUCUCGUACGAUUCCGCUUGCACCGUUGAAGAGCCAAGUACUACGUACUUGGACGUAACCAGAUACGCCGCUGCCGAUGGAUCGAACCAUACUGUCACCAUACCCUUAUCAGACUUCCAGGGACAGAAUAUGCUUCAUGUUCGCGGUAUACGUAUCGGCAACAUCUCGCCAGCCCAGACACCCAUCUACGUCGAUAAUAUCAAAAUUCAGAAGCGAUGUGUGACAGCCCCAGGGGAAGACAGGACUCAGGGUCUUGCAAUUGAGUCAUUCCAGAAUGUUGAUCGGUGGAUCACUGGUAUCAACAAUAUAUUCGGCCAGACUGAUUACAACAAUUCUAUGACGUUUGCAAAGCUCUCGGAGCUGGGCAGAAUGCAGUUGUUGCCGUCGAGCGCAGACUCGUACUUUUAUUCCAACACUGCUGUCAAUGGAGUCAACUUGAACGCUACCGCGUACAACGCAGUCUCUCUCAAUGCACGUGGCCCGUCCGGUGGCUCUUUCGACGUUGUCGUGAACUCGGGUGCCGAUACUACUUCCACCGUCAACACUAGGUCUUAUGCCACCUUAAGUCAGGACAACUUCGCAAACAUCACAAUCCCUCUUUCGGCAUUCUCAGGACUCGACACUGACUCCGUCAGCCGCAUCACACUACGCAACUUCACACCUAACGGUGGUCCUGCUGCUAGCAACUUCACGGUGCGAUGGAUUUCUCUUCUGGGCGGAUCGUCCUUAGGUGGCGCCGGUUCACGUUGCACAACUGCCUCUGGUUAUGUUGUGCUGGACUUCUGCGAUCCGACUGAGUUCGAAACGCAGACCAACGCUCUGGGCGCUCUUUUCUCAGACGACAAUACGAUGCAAUCCUACGAGCAGGUUGGCAGUGGGUCCAUCGAACUCGUCCCUCGUGAUGCCACAUCUUACUUCUACUCGUUGCUUGCAAAACCAUCCGGCUGCGCAGCGGUGAACAGUUCUUACGACGCGAUUGCACUCACUAUCUCAGGCCCACAAGGCGCAACUGCCGAUAUUGGGUUCAAAUAUGGUGGUAAUAGCUGCAACACUAACGUAGUCACGUCUUACUUUCCAGUCACCUUCAACGCCGCGCCGACACAAAUCACGGUUCCCUUCUCUCGGUUUCCAGCUGGCUUCAACCAAGACUACCUGCAGUCAUUUGUCAUGACCAACUUCAAUUCUCCCGGCUCAAUCUAUCGUGUUUACUCCUUGGCCUUCACAGGACCGGCUGAUAGCCCUGGUUGCGCGCUCUGCUCAGGCACCAUCCUAAACACUUGCACAUUCGUACCCGAAAUCCCGCGGACGAAUCGACUCAUUGGCCAGAUGACUGAUGAGGGAUCUCUUGCUUCAUACUCCGUCAGUGACGACGGCUCACUCAGUCUGGGUACUGGCAACGAUGCGUACUGGUACUCUCAAUUUGGUUCCAGCACGUGCUACAAUGCAAACACGGUAAAUGCGACCGGUAUUCAACUCUCCAUCGCGGCUCCCGCAGAUACUACUUUCCAGGUCUCGAUGCGCUGGAAGACGGAUGAUGAGUGUACUACGACGUCGCCUCCGUCCUCUGUCGCCAUCACUUCAUACGUGACUUUUACCGGCGCUGAUUCGUACCAAGUUGCACAAAUUCCCUUCUCCGAUUUCCCGGAAAUGAACUCUAGCAGACUCAACAGCGUCGCAAUCUCGACUUUCAGCCCCUUUGGUGUGGAUAUCAAGGUUGGCUGCAUCAGUUUGAUAUCCAUCGCUGCCACGCCCUCGCCUCAGACGUGCACCUGCCCUGAUACCGCGUGGUUGAACUACUGCACUUCGGGAACCGCGAGCCGCAAUGCUAAUGGCAAUGUGCAAAGCGACGACGGAACCAUGGAUACUGCACCAGUCAUCACCGACGGUGCUUUGGUUCUGCAACCCACUCUAUCUGGAUCUUACUGGUACUCGCUCCAAAACUGCGCUGACGUUUCCGCGUCUGAGUUCCUUUAUCUCAAUGUCACAGCAAAGGCGGGCGCGAGUUUCAAUGUGCAACUGCAGAGUGGUGGUAACUACUGUGCUGGCUCUACACCGAUCCAGAGAGCCAGUGUGGCGAGCGCUGCGUAUGGUAGUAUGAAUGGUAGUCCUGUUGUUCUGCGUAUUCCACUUUCGACUUACACGUCGAUGAACAACAGCGCUUUCUCUCUGAAGGCUAUUGAUGCGGUCGUUCUGGAAGGCUUCAGCGCUGAGACUUCCACGUAUCUUAUCCAUUGUGCAUACUUUAGCAGUGGUGCGACGAACAGCACUGCUGCGUAGACAGGUCCCAAGGGUACUAUUAGAUUCUCUUAGAACAAUAGAAAGGUACAUCGGGAAAAGUUUUUUGAAAUCCAGCCCAGACUG